This is a messenger RNA of Sciurus carolinensis (gray squirrel), 3345 nucleotides long. It is a transcript of the gene Hapstr1, whose product is annotated as HUWE1 associated protein modifying stress responses. NCBI's taxonomy places the organism in Eukaryota, Metazoa, Chordata, Mammalia, Rodentia, Sciuridae. The coding region runs from base 363 to 1190 and encodes 275 amino acids. The record is from RefSeq and is a predicted model, not a curated record. The transcript has 4 exons.
UGCUCAGUCUUCUGGGUGGGCUCGGCGGCGCAGGCCGGGUUACGCGGAGGGCUCGGCGGGCAGCAGCGGCGGCCUUAGGGAGGCCGCGGCGCCAUGGGGGGGCGGUAGGCGGGCGCGGCGGGCGAGGCGAGGGCCGUCAGCGGGCCCGGCGGCGGGGAGGCCCGGGGCGGGGGUCGUCCGGGCUGCGCGGGGCCGCGGGGCGGGGUCGCCGGCCGUCGGGGUGCAGGAGGCCUGGGCCGCCGCGAGGAGCCGCCGCCGGCCGCCGGGCCCCGCCGCCGGGCCGCUCGACGACGACGCUCCCGCGGGGGCCCCGCCUGAGGAGGACGCGGCGGCGGCGACGAGGCCGCGGGAGGCCGCGGAGGAUGGAGGAGCGGAAGGAGGAGGGCGAGGCGGAGAUCCAGGAGCACGGGCCCGAGCACUGGUUCUCCAAGUGGGAGCGGCAGUGCCUGGCCGAGGCCGAGCAGGACGAGCAGCUGUCCCCUGAGCUGCAGGAGGAGGCGGCGGCCGCCGCGCAGCCCGAGCACAAGCAGCAGAAGCUGUGGCACCUCUUCCAGAACUCGGCCACCGCCGUGGCCCAGCUCUACAAAGACCGAGUGUGUCAGCAGCCAGGACUUUCUCUCUGGGUCCCCUUCCAAAACGCAGCCACCGCGGUCACCAACCUCUACAAAGAAAGUGUGGAUACCCAUCAGCGAAGUUUUGAUAUUGGAAUUCAGAUUGGCUAUCAGCGACGCAAUAAGGAUGUGCUGGCUUGGGUUAAAAAACGCAGAAGAACUAUUCGUAGAGAAGAUUUGAUCAGCUUCCUGUGUGGAAAGGUUCCUCCACCACGAAACUCUAGAGCUCCCCCAAGACUGACUGUAGUGUCCCCUAACCGAGCUACUUCAACGGAAACUAGCUCAUCUGUAGAGACUGAUUUGCAACCCUUCCGGGAAGCCAUAGCUCUGCAUGGUCUUAGUGGUGCAAUGGCUAGUAUAAGCGUGCGCUCGAGUACCCCAGGCUCUCCUACACAUGUAAGCAGUGGAUCGAAUGCUAGUCGAAGGAGAAAUGGACUCCAUGAUGUCGAUUUGAACACUUUCAUAUCAGAAGAAAUGGCACUCCACUUGGACAAUGGUGGAACUAGAAAGCGUACCUCAGCCCAGUGUGGCGAUGUCAUUACAGACUCACCAACCCAUAAACGCAACAGAAUGAUCUAAACUGCAAACAUUCUCACACCCACCAUGCUGCUUGAAAGCCACUCGAUCCUCAACAUAUACUAUUAUUGCAAAGGCAACAUGAGGCCAUCUUCCCUUGUUCACUGUUUAAGACAAGUGAAUUCCAUAGUGGUUGCCAUAAAAGGAAGUUCUAGGUAUUUACAGUAGAUGCCUCUUGUAAUAUGGCUUUCUCAAAAACUAUAAUCCUAGCAGAGGACAUCAGAUAUCGUGUAGUCAUUAGCAAGAUCAUCAUAGGCAAACAUAUCCGUUCCAAGGCUAAAAGUGACCUUAACUGUAUUUAUUCUCAAAGGGAAAGGAAAUAUCAGAUGUUUAUUUGGUUAUAGAAUGUUUUUUUUUUUUCUCCCCAGUCCAUUUCCUGCUGUGUUGAGUAUUUUGCUUCAACAGUAUUGCCAGGUUCCCCAAAUUAUCUGAAAACAGGAUUUGACUUCGUUGUCAGAUCUGCAGGCUUCCAUUUUUACAGCUGCACUGUACCAUGCACCUGGUUUCUAUAUAGUAACGGUGUGCAACUUCUAAUUAUUGGACUGUGCCCUGUUUUUAGUUUUCAACACAGUUUCUAAUUCUGGUGAUUGUGUGAUGUAAAGAGGUGCUAUGAUGGUCAUGCAAUUAAUACUUAAUAUUGAAUCAAUACACAGAACUUUAUUGGAUUCACUUUGUGUGUGUUAGUGCUCUAAAAAUAGCAAUAUUAUUGAACUGCCCCAGAUUAACCCUGUAGGCUUCAAAUACUCAGUUUUAAGACAAGUACUACUUCUAUGCGGGGUACUCCUUACAGUAAAUGUAAACUUGUAGACUGCAUUCAAGGUGACCUGAAAUAGAGAGGUCAUGAACUUUGAGAGUGGGCUUCCUUUUGGUUCAGUAUUAGUGAGGGGAGAUGGAUGGUGGGGUAGGUAUUUAUUCAAGCCUUUCAUUUCCUGCUUUUCAUUUUUCAUGGAUGCCCUACUUUGUGCAGUUUCCAUUGUAGUGGGUGGAAGGUGACAAAGCUGUUUUAUCUACUAAUAAUGUGAUCACAACCUAAGUAGCAGAACCCAACUCCCCCUGUCCCUUCAUUCCCCCUCCUAAGAAGUGGAGUUUGGAAUCUCAUUCUGGAAAAGGUGGAAUCGCAUGGAGGUUCUCUAGAUGUUAGGUAGACCUAAAUAAAAGUUCUCAAUAGAGUCCUCUUGGAGUAAAUAUAAGACCUCUUGUAGCUACAACGUUUUAGAGCAUGUUUCAUCUUCAUUUUUAAUAUCUUGAACUAAAUGAUAGUCUUUUUUAGAUGAAGAACUGAUGUCAGCCUGCCAGGUACUGUAAUUUAUUCUAUCCUAUUAUUAUAUAUCAAGUAGGACAGUGAAAAAUGUUUCCUUGCAAACUUGUAGUCCAGUAUCAGUUACUUCCUAUUUUUAUCCUUAAAUGACCAUUGCAAAUCAGUGUAAGGGUUUUUCCAGUAAUUACUCACAGCACUUUGUUAAAGUUUGCAAUUUCUUCAGCCAUUUAAUAAUAUCUUUCUGUGAAGAAACUUUGCUAAGUUAACCAUAUUGACUGGGUGGGAUGUGAAUGGAAUGUUAGAAAUGUUGUGUGAAUUGAAGUUCUGUAUUCGUUAUAGAUAUAACCCUUAUUUAAAACAGUGAAAUCCAUACUCAAAAGUAGGAAUGAAAGAUUUCUAAAUUUUUGCAACAGUGGAUCAUUUUUUGUUAGAGUAUAAUAGCAGGAAGAAUUAUAGCAAUCUGUCAUUUUACCUGAAACGGACAUGCCUAUGUAUUAUGAAUACUUUAAAGCUUCCCUUUGGAAUAUACCAAGAAAUGCAUUUGGAAUUAUCUUUGCUUUUCUGUCAUUGUAAAUUUAGGUUCCAGAAUUGGGGUUUGGUGGUGUGAUGCAUUGCUCACGAGAGGCCAGAACUCCUAUUCCUACAGGAUUUUGCGAUGGAGGAACACAUAUUUAAUCUCCCCUUCAUGCCUUGGUUCUUGUUCCUCUUUCUAAGUUGAAUAACAAUAUUUUUGGUUGUUUUGUUUUAAGUUGGUGCUCUGAAGCUUAAUCUUAGUACCCUUUACUCUCAAUUGUCAAAUUUUGAUAAAACAUGUGCCAUUUUCUUUGGUAAGAGAAAGCAGGUCUGCCAGAACACAAUUUAUAUGCCUUAUCGGCUCCAUUAAACUUUUUAAAAACUUUA